Molecule: messenger RNA, 3252 nt
Organism: Cherax quadricarinatus
Lineage: Eukaryota; Metazoa; Arthropoda; Malacostraca; Decapoda; Parastacidae
Source: RefSeq, a predicted model, not a curated record
AUGGGUGGAGCCCCAGAACCUAAAGCAGGUGACAAAGCAUCACUAGCAGAAGGAUGUGUGGUGAGAUCUAAGUAUGAAACACAAUGGGUGUGGUCAGAUACCCAGGUCAGUGGCUGGGUCUUCUCCAACCGCAGUCAAACUAUAUUCACUCUGCUUGUUCAACUGGGCGACGAGGGUUAUCCCAGAAAUUACGACAACAUUACCUUGACUACAAGAAAUGUAGAACUUGUCCGCGUCAAAGAUUUUGUUAAAAGCACCAAAAUAAUUCCAGUCCCCAAAAUCUUAAGCGAUGGGUGGCAGGAGUUUGUUUUCAAAGUGACGUCGAUGUAUGAGAUAUACUCGGCCAGUUUGAAUAUUUCUCUCCCAGUCUACUUCACUUCUAACUUACCCAUCAAAUCUAUUGAGUUUACUGGAAGCAAUCUUACUUUCAACUGCAUAAAAAAGAUGCGAGUGUGGGAAGUAGAUAUACAGCCAGUGAUUAUACCACUAGACAGCUCACAACAACACUGGCUUAGCAUUUAUGCUGUCGGUGAGGUGUCUCCCAGCCUUACGCUAGGUGAGAGGAAAAUUCGGCUGGGCUGGGAGAACAAUGGUUUGACAACUCUGGGUGGACCCUCAUCUCCUCUUCCUGCAUUUACUCAACAUUAUAUUACCUUAUCUUGUCGUGCUGACAACGGCGUCUACUGUGUCAUUAAGUUAGGAGAAACAGGAUCGUCUCAGGAGAUUCUCAAGCAGAGGCAGUUUCCGCGAAGUCUGCUGGUGGAGAGGCUCUCGGGUGACAAAUUCUUCCUUCUGCUUCACCAGGAAGACCCACUUUCUGCCUCUUCCCAAAAUGCUACAUCUUGCCCAGGCCUGUGCGACCCUUCACAAGUCCAUACAGGGGCAGCAGCAGCGAGCACUGCCGCAGUCAUACUUGCAGUACUGCUAGCAGUAGCACUCAUGGCCAUAUUCAUAGUGUACCGGAACCGUUUAUGGAAAACUUCCGGUGCUGCCCCAGAAAGAGACAUGGAAAAUGCGGAAGAGAAAACGCCUCUUGUGGAAAAAAUUAACAGUAAUGAUAUAUCUUCCAGAGACAAUACGAGAGUCGUGGAUCACUCAGAGAGGUCGCGGCUGUACAGUGCGGUUGUGGAGGGCAACGCCAGUAAGGUGCAGCAACUACUUGAUGAUGGAGCUGAGCUGAUAGAUCUAAAUACGUACGUGGAGGCUCACAUUCUGGGCUCCCAGCAAGUAGUUGAUGUGAUGUCGUCCAGGAGGUUGCCGUCCAUCUCUAGAGAAGAGUUAAUCACAUUGGUUUUGGAGGAGUAUGAGCGCCGUGUCGAAGAAGUGAUGGAUGUGGCGAAGCUAGGCUUGUGCAGAGGAGCCUCGGGCGUGGAAGCCCUCCUGCACAGGUACCAGCUACCUGCCACAGUGAGGGACCAGCAGGGCUGCAGCAUCCUUCACUACAUCGCUUCCUCCAAGGACGACAACAAGCAACCUCUCUGGGCAGCUGAUGAUGUUAUUUACUUCCUCAAUAACUACAAGUGCUUACUCAAUGCUCGUGACUACGCCGGUUGCACAUGCCUGCAUCUGUUGGCGAAGGCGGCAUCCAGCAGUGACCUGAAGAUUAUCUGGGGAAAACGAGAGGUUGGUGUGUCUGAUGCCUGGGUCGAGAUGGCAGAGUUGCUGGUCACACAAGGCGCUGACCCAACAUUUGUGGACAACAAGGGUCACUUGCCUCAAUAUAUUGCCAAGAAGAUGGGUAAUAUCAAGUUGUUAAUCUAUUUAGCUGAGGUGUGUAAUCACUGUGAAAAUAAUAAAGUGGAACAAAAAUUUGACGACUUGGUAAAAGCCGCCAGAACAAGUAAGCUGGAGAGACUAAUGUCACUGCUGAACAAGAACACUCCACUGCUCCCGAUGGGGGCGACCUGUGAUCCUCUAGUGGAGGCUAUCAAGUAUAGUUCCCUUGGGAGUGUGCAGUUGCUGCUUAGUGCAGGGGCGCCUCUGUGCGGACUUUCCCUCAUCUCCAUCACCGCCCUGGAAGCCUCUCACGGACGCUCACGCCUCCCGGCUAUCUUUCCUGCCAUCAUGAGAAAGGAGUAUGCCAGUAAGCUGUGUUGGGAGGCCAUGAAAAUUCACGAGAGAGAAAACACAGACUUGUGUAAGGCAGUGAAGAGGCUUGCUGCUGAGGUGAGAAAAAAUGGACCCAAGUUUUCAUGGGAAUUCAUAGACGAAAAGCAGAAUGGAAAUGGUGCUAAAAUGCGUAGUAAGAGAGCCAGAAGCUUUCUGUGCACAGCAGCAUCACUUGGAAUGUCUCUUACGUGCCAGAUGCUGGGUCUUGAAGACUUCCACCUUCAUCCCCUACCAUCAGAGAAUCAUCCUGUGGAACUUUCACUAGAAAGACAACAGUUUGAAACUUUAUACACAUUACUUAGAGAUCUUCACAUGCCUCUAGUUUCCCUUAUGAAAAAUGAAGACCUUCCUCAAACUCUUUGUCAAGAAGUUGAACUGGCUGAACUGGAGCAAUUAAAAGUGUUAUUGAAAAGGUACACUAAUAAUAAUAAGUUUUCGGACUUAAUGAAGCAAGUUGAAGCUGCUUACCGUGGUCAGGAGGUCACUUUGGAAAACACUAUUUUGAUUGCUAUAUCUCGCCUAGGGUUAGUAUCGCUAUUUUUCAAAUUAUCUAACAAAAUAAAUGAUGUUAAUGUCAAUAGCAUUGUCGAUGAACUUACAGGAACUAAGAUGCUACAUGUGGCUGCUCUCUACGGCCGUCUGGGCAUGAUUGAAUAUCUGCUGUAUAAUGGAGCCGACAUACAGGCAGAAGAUAAAAGAGGACUAACGGCGGCACAUCUAGCUGCUGUUAAAGGUAAUAAAGAAUGCCUGGAGUACCUGCAUGACUACAUGACUAAAAAGGGGAUAAGGUCAAAAAUUCCUUCGGACAAACAUCCAACAGCUGAGCAGCUACUCAGCGGUUACGAAAACUAUGUAAAAGAUUUUAAUUUGGUACUCCUGCCUGAAGAAUAUAGACAAGAAAUUCUGAGUGAACCUCUCUUUGCUACUAAAGCAAGACUAGUACUGAAGAAAAAGGAAUCAGAGCUAAAAAUCUCAGAUCUUGAGUCGCUGCGAAAAUAUGCUUGCAAGUGGAACAUGGAAAAAGGUGAAAGCAGAAUGCAUAUGCUUCAAGAAGAGAUAGGGCGCUUCUUGCAAGAAGUUGGAAAAGCUAAUUCUCUUUUAAAGGAUUUUUUUUUACUUACCCCAGAAAGCCAAGAAACGUGA